AUGAUGGCUUGGGUCCUGAACGGCAGAUGGGCGAGUCACGCAGACAUGGCCAUCGAGUACGCCGAGUGCAUCCGACGAAACCUGUCGCGCCGGAACGUGAGCAUCGACGCCGUGCACAUGGACAUCUGGAGCUCGCUGAACGGGAGGAUGAGCCAGAGGGUGGUGGACCCGAGGGUGAACCUGCUCGGGGCGCCCUGGUCCCCGUGGGAGGCGGUCCCCUGGGUCAUGCCGCUGCUGGAGGAGUUCGCGUCGUGGAGGCCGGUCGCACGGGGGUUCCGGGAUAGGCUGAAGGAGGUUGCUCCGCAGAUGGAGGUUCUAUUCCUGGCGGAUUUUCCCGGACUGAGCCUGGAGCUGUACAUCCCGGAGGACCUGGGUGACGUGUCCCUCUGGCUCCUAUCGGGGAGGAUGGAGGCGCGGGUCCGGUCCGACUCGGAGGUGUGUGACCCCGAGGGAGGGGGGGCGGAUGCGUUCGUGUGGGAUGUGGGUCCUGACAGCCCUGUCUGGUUUCCGCCCGGUUCCGUCGUCUCUCUCGAGACCGUCUCGGAUCGACCUUCGCUUUUCAUGUUUCUGGUCGACACUGUCCCGAGCGAUAAUUUCACCGUUUUCGACUGAGUCUUUCCUUGGAAAAUUUCCGUGCAAGCACUGCGAAUGAUCUCGAGGAAAAAAAAAAAACUGC
Messenger RNA from Darwinula stevensoni, 676 nucleotides. The record is from the annotation of a GenBank genome assembly. NCBI's taxonomy places the organism in Eukaryota, Metazoa, Arthropoda, Ostracoda, Podocopida, Darwinulidae.